CUGUACCGGCGCGUGAUCAACCGGAACAACCGCCUGAAGAAGCUGAUCGAGCUGAAGGCGCCGGACGUGAUCAUCCGCAACGAGAAGCGGAUGCUCCAGGAGGCGGUCGACGCGCUGUUCGACAACGGCCGCCGCGGGCGCGUGCUGCGCGGGGCGAACAACCGGCCGCUCAAGUCGCUCUCCGACACGCUCAAGGGCAAGCAGGGGCGUUUCCGCCAGAACCUGCUCGGCAAGCGCGUCGACUAUUCCGGCCGUUCGGUCAUCGUCGUCGGCCCCGAGUUGAAGCUGCACCAGUGCGGCCUGCCCAAGAAGAUGGCGCUCGAGCUGUUCAAGCCGUUCAUCUACAACAAGCUCGAGGAACGCGGUCUGGUGACGACCAUCAAGCAGGCCAAGGAGAUGGUCGAGCAGCACGAGCCGGAGGUGUGGGACAUCCUCGAGGAGGUGAUCCGCGAGCAUCCCGUGCUGCUGAACCGCGCCCCGACGCUCCACCGCCUCGGCAUUCAGGCGUUCGAGCCGAUGCUGGUCGAGGGCAAGGCGAUUCGGAUCCAUCCGCUCGUCUGCACGGCGUUCAACGCCGAUUUCGACGGCGACCAGAUGGCGGUGCACGUGCCGCUCUCGCCGGAGGCGCAGAUCGAAGCCUCCGUGCUGAUGAUGUCGUCGAACAACAUCAUGUCGCCCUCCAACGGCGCGCCCGAUCACGGUGCCGACCUGCUGCAUGCGCCGGUCGAGACGCUGGACGGCAAGAUCAUCGAAACGACCGUCGGCCGCGUGGUGUUGAACGAUGCCUUGCCGGACGGCACGCCGUUCAUCAACGGCCUCCUCAAGAAGAAGGGCCAGCAGCAGCUCGUGCAGUACUACUACCUGCGGCACGGGCUCGAGCGGACGGUCUCGAUGCUCGACCGCCUGAAGGACAUCGGUUUCCUGUACGCCACCAAGUCGGGCCUGUCGAUCGGCAUCGACGACCUCGUCAUCCCGCAGGAGAAGGGCGCGCUCGUGCAGAGCGCCAGCGAUGAGGUCAUCAAGGUCGAGCAGCAGUACCUGGACGGCGCCAUCACCAACGUCUCCGGCCGCGGUUUCAACCCGGUCUACAUCAUGGCGGACUCCGGCGCGCGGGGCAGCAAGCAGCAGAUCCGCCAGCUCGCCGGGAUGCGCGGGCUGAUGGCCAAGCCGUCCGGCGAGAUCAUCGAGACCCCGAUCACGUCGAACUUCCGCGAAGGCCUCACGGUGUUGCAGUACUUCAUCUCGACGCACGGCGCCCGGAAGGGACUGGCGGAUACCGCGCUGAAGACGGCCGAUUCGGGUUAUCUGACGCGGCGCCUCGUUGACGUCGCCCAGGACGUGAUCAUCUCGGAGCUCGACUGCCACACGGUGCGCGAUCCGUUCACGAACGAGCUGAUCGCCGACGAGAACCAGGAAAUCACGGAGGAGCUGGCCGCGCAGAUACAGGACGCCGGCAUCGAGAAGGUGAAGAUCCGGUCGGUGCUCACCUGCGAGUCCCAGCGCGGCGUCUGCGGCCGCUGCUAUGGCCGCGACCUGGCGACCGGCCGGCUGGUCGAGCUCGGUCUCGCCGUGGGCGUGAUUGCCGCGCAGUCAAUCGGCGAGCCCGGACGCAGCUGA
Geodia barretti is the source of this 1617-nucleotide messenger RNA. The record is from the annotation of a GenBank genome assembly. Lineage: Eukaryota; Metazoa; Porifera; Demospongiae; Tetractinellida; Geodiidae.